GUAUGUGCGCGCGCGCAGCGCAGCAUCUCGCCCGUGAAUGCAGUGGGGUUCGUAUGAGUGAAUGUGUUUUGCUUGUGGAAUGUGGGAGUUGUCCCCACGCGCUUUACGAACAACCGACCUGUCCAAACAGUGCACGCGUGGCAAAGGAUGUCACACCAACCAAAGCAGCGGACGCACGCUCACAGCACAGUAUUUGAUCCGUUAUUGGAGGAAAAUCCGCCGUACAGGGUAGAGUUGGGGCGGGGCGUAAUUACACGGAGUCCCAUCUAUUUAGGGUCAAGUACAACAUUUUUACAGUACUAACCAGCGUGGGUUCAAAGUUUGUUUUGUGCCCGGAAACUGCGAAUCACCCACAGGGCGCGGAGGAAGUGUUUUCUGAGUCGAACGAUAUUUUAGGUCGUAUUAUUUUGUCUUUCGUUAAUCCACAGACUCGCGAUUAAAUCUGCACGGGAUGGAUUGCAAAACUACGAUAGCCAGCGUGAUUCGUUAGCAUUUCGUCGACUAGCUCCUCCAGAGGCUCGACCGCGAGGACGGGGCUGUGGUGCGACUGGACGCGGAGCGAGGCGACCCUCUGCGGGCUGCGUUGCCGAGGCGGUGGGCGUGUUUUCUCGGCGUGCUAGCAUGUGAGCUGGCGCCAAGUUCUCGGCGUGAAGAAAACAAGAUUUACAAGUUACUGGCUGGAGCGAAGCAGCAAAAGUCACAUCUCUCUUGAUCGGAAAAGUUGCACGCAGGUACGAAGGGAGCAGUUACGCACACUAUUAUCAAAGUGAACCUUGUGCGCACACUAAUGCAAUUCAAAACAAAAGCUGCUAGUCUGCUAAUGUUAGGUAACCUACUCAAGUGACUGUUUUUUUUAACCUGGCACAUGAGAUUCAGAGAGAGUGAGAGAGAGAGAGAGAGUUCGUGUGUGAUGGAGUCAGCCGUUAGUACAUCCACUCAAGUGCCAGACGAGUUUGACCGUAAUGUUCCACGAAUCUGUGGUGUGUGUGGAGACAAAGCCACUGGCUUUCACUUUAAUGCGAUGACCUGUGAGGGCUGCAAAGGCUUUUUCAGGCGCAGUAUGAAGCGGAAGGCCAGUUUUACCUGUCCUUUUAAUGGAAGCUGCACCAUCACUAAAGAUAACCGUCGCCACUGCCAGGCCUGCAGACUCAAGCGUUGCCUGGAUAUUGGCAUGAUGAAAGAGUUUAUACUGACAGAUGAGGAAGUUCAGAGGAAAAAGGAGCUGAUCCAGAGGAGGAAGGAUGAGGAGGCACAGAAGGAGGCGCAGAAGCCCCGGCUUUCAGAGGAGCAGCGCAGCAUCAUUGAUUCGCUCGUGGAUGCACAUCACAAAACUUAUGACGAUUCCUACUCCGACUUCUCACGCUUCAGACCUCCGGUUCGAGAGGGUCCGGUUACACGCAGUGCCAGCCGAGCCGCGUCUCUUCAUUCACUAUCAGAUGCCUCCUCGGACUCCUUCAGCCAUUCUCCAGAGUCUGGAGAUCGUAAGAUGAAUCUGAGCAGUUUGUUGAUGAUGUAUCAGGAGCAGGGUUUGAGCUCCAGUCCAGACUCAAAGGAGGAUGAGGGCACUAGUCUGUCCAUGCUUCCUCACCUGGCUGACCUGGUUUCCUACAGCAUUCAGAAGGUCAUCGGCUUUGCCAAGAUGAUUCCUGGAUUCAGAGAGCUGACAGCUGAAGAUCAGAUUGCUUUGCUCAAGUCCAGUGCUAUAGAAGUGAUCAUGCUCCGGUCCAACCAGUCUUUCAGUCUGGAGGACAUGAGCUGGAGCUGUGGAGGACCUGAGUUUAAAUACUGCGUCAAUGAUGUCACGAAAGCUGGACACACUCUGGAGCUGUUGGAGCCGCUGGUGAAGUUUCAGGUGGGCUUGAAAAAGCUCAACCUACAUGAGGAGGAACAUGUGCUGCUGAUGGCCAUUUGCCUGCUGUCUCCAGACCGUCCCGGGGUGCAGGACCACGAGCGUGUGGAAGCGUUACAGGACAGAAUAUCUGAGAUUCUGCAGGCGUACAUCCGUGCGCAUCACCCGGGGGGGCGUCUGCUCUAUGCGAAGAUGAUCCAGAAGCUGGCGGACCUCCGCAGCCUGAAUGAAGAGCACUCCAAACAGUACCGCUCCCUCUCUUUCCAGCCCGAACACAGCAUGCAGCUGACCCCUCUGGUGCUGGAGGUGUUCGGCGGACAGGUCACUUAGCAACUUCACCCGAAUCGGAACGAUACGUGCGGGUCAAACGACGUGACCCGGAGGGUUGUGGAGUGAAUGUACGGACAAUCACCUUAAACACAUACAGUUUCCAGGACAAAGUUUGUGUGUGUGUGUGUGUGUGUGUGUGUGUGUUUCCCUCAUCAUUUACAGAUUGGAUAGGGAGUGCCAUAGAUGUUUCUGUUUGUUUGUUGUAUUCACAUGAGAAUGUAAUAUGGUCAUGGUGUUUUUCACUGUGGCAACGCGAUACAGUAUAUUUUACUGUGCUAUCAAUAGCCAACAGUAUUACACUGCAUGUGUAGGAUGAGUGUGUGAGUGUGUCGUCCUGUUCUAAACCUCCGCAUGGUCCCCAAAGCGCUGUCCACUACUGCUGAUGUCCUGUCUCUUCACCUCCUGCCUUUAAAUGCACAGGGUUAAAAGUACUAAUGCAAGCACACAGCUCUAACUCACCCCCUCGCCUAGCCACUUAACCAAUCAAACGGCAGCUCCGCCUCCCUUUCCUCUGCCUCCAGAGCUCUGAUAGGUCGCUGAACAAUGGCUGUCUUCUCUACUGUUAUUUGCCUGUGCUGUGAUUGGCCAAUAACCUGACGCCUCUGCAAAGUGGUCAGUGCAGCAUUAGCCCUCUCCACUCAGCUAACCUGUAAAUAAGACUCAGUAUCUAUAUUCGUACCUUUUCAAAUCAGUGUAAAUAGAGUUUGAUAUAAGCGCUUCUUGUGGCUAAUGGUAGAAUCUAGCAGAGGGAGACCCUGCAGCCCUGACUGGUCAUGAUGAAUAUGUAAACGAAGACUGCGGUUUAACUGUGUGUGUAUGCAGACAUACAGGAAUCAUGGAUGAAGUUUUUAAAGAACCCAUCUUUACAAUGUUCUGAAGUCCUUUAGGUUACAUAUUUCUCAACUCUUGCAUUCCAUCAUUCAUUUUUUCCAUCGGAAACACUUUUUCGGAUUAGUUCAACUAAUUACAUUUUCCCCUAACAGUUUUCCGCUUCGUUAGCUAUCAUGAGACAAAACCCUGAAUGCUUUUUAUCAUGUAUUUAAUUUGUUUUAUUUAUAGUACAUUUCACACAAGUUACACUGCUAAACUAAAAAUGCAUAGGUCAUACCCCCACCACCACCACUACAAAAAAAAUACCUGGAUGUAAUUUUAAUUACUCUAAAAUAAUAAUCAAUAUCAUCCAUAUUACAAUUAUGUAUUCUAUGUUUUUUUUUUUCUUCAUAUUACAUUAUGGUAUUCAGUUUUUUUUUCUUAAAUAAAUAGUUGCAAUAAUUAAUGUCACUUUUUUUAAAAUCGUAAUUUUGGAAUGAACUAUGACCCGAGUUUAAAAAAAAAAAUCUAAAUUUUGGAAUGAACUAUGACCCUGAGUUUAUAUUGCUUUGAUUGGGAAAUAAGACUAACUUAUUUGGUUCUCACAUUUUUUAAAUAACUUAGAAGCAUGCGGAGUAAUCUAUGAUUUAAUUUUUUAUCAUCAGUAACUGUUGCGUUACAUGCUACCUAGGUAUAUUUGAUAUUUUGUUGGCACAGGGAGGUUCUUCAAAGCGUAUUCUAAUUACAGCAUAUCACAACUCAGCACAUUCUUGUCUUAUGCUGGUUGUUAUUAUCUAAACCUUAAAUGCAGACACCUAAUACCAUAUCAUCCAUGGUACAUAGUCAUUUUUGUUGUAUAGACUUUUUUUAACCCCAUGUUAAUAUCACACUAGCCACUGCCUGCAUUGUGUCCUCUAAACCAAACACAACUGCCUUAGCUUGGCCUCAGCUGUUCACAGUUCUCAAUUUAAAUUGACCUUUUUAUGCUUUUUAAGUAUGUAAGAGUCCUGUUCUCCACUGUGUAUAAUAUCUGUAAAUGAUAUUUGCGAGACUGUCGUCAAGGGCUCCUUGAGUCGCAUUAGAGAGCUGAUGCUUACAGAGUGCUUUAUAUAUCUCGUUCUAUCCUGUUUCUCCACAAACUUUUUUAUUUUUAUUUUUUUGAAAUCACAUCUGAUUCGUAUGAAUCUUCUUCUCAGUCAGGGCUCAGGGUCAUUAGGAAAAACUUUUCUGUGGUAUGAGAGUUAAUCAUAGUUGAUGAAGAUUGUCUGUAGGUGUGAGUUUGGUGUCGGAACUGGGUCGACGAUUUAAUGAUCAUGUAAGCUGAAUUUAACUACCUGGAAACUGCGGUCGCUCGGAAGGGCGAGCGUAGUGCGCAUGUGUGUCUGUGUAAGAGUGCGUUUAUGAAGUGAGGGCGAUGUAUAGCAUUUACACCAAGUAUAUUCAAAUAGGAUUGGGUGUCGCAUAUUCAUCCCAGUCUUGAUGGGGAAUGUGUGUUUGUGUGGGAAGGAGAUAGAUUGAAAAGGUUAUCGUUUCCUCAGUAUAUUACUAUUAAAUAACUUAGUCAUGGCACUUAAGAUUUAAUGAUAUGGAAGGUUUGCUAUAUAUAUCUAUGAGUAUUACUUUGCAAAUGUAAAAGAUUAAAAUAUUUUCUUGUAGACUAGUUUUGAUAUUCUGGUAUCAGUGUACAGGUGGCAGCACAGGGCAGAGGGUUGUUUGUUUAUGUGCGGGUAGCUAUUCAAAUAUAGGAAAGUAUGACUGAAUGCUAACCUCCUGCCCAGUGCGGGCAUAUAUAUCUAAUGUUUUUUUUCUUUCAUGAUCUUAUUGCUCUCUUCGACUGUCUAUUUUAUCGUCUUCAUGCCUUCUCUCUAUACUAAGCUGCUCAGUACUUUGUGGGAUGAGGGUGUUCACUCAAUUUUGAACUGGAAAACUAUGAAAGCUUCCAGUCUUGAGCAUUUUUGUAAUCAUUAACUUGCUUGUUUCGUUUUGAUUUCACGAAGAAUAAGUGAGAAUAUCCCUGCAGCACUUACCAUAAAUGUAGAUCAGACAAACCAGGAGAACAUGUCAUGUCUAAACAGUUGCAAAAUAUACAAUAUGCACGGUGAUGAUGAUGAUGAUGGCGAGACAUGAGAAAGACGAUGAUGAAAUUGAUGUUGGUCUCUUUUCCGAGUCCAAAAUGUAACCAUAACAAACUACCUCUCUGGGGAACAGACACAUUUGAUUUGUAUUUUUUUAUGAUUCAUGUUUGUAUUUAUUGCUGUGCAGUGGCUCACAUGGACAACCCAGUACCUCAUGUAUGAAUAUCACUUAACAGCAAAGACGCCUUAACAGCUGUUUUAUCAGAUUUUUUAAAACUAUUAUUAUCUGUGUGUACAGUAUUUGUAUCUUUAGCUUUCUUCGACACACGUGGAAGCAUUCACAUACACGGACGGACAGACAGACAGACACUUCCACAAGAGAGCUGAGAGCUGUUAAGGCGUGGUCACUUCCAUGAUUGACAGUGUUCAGUUGCUGCUGGGAUUGGUUGGCCAUCCUCAGGCCCCUCCCCUUCUUUAUUCUGACUGCUCAGUUGGAUUUUGCUGCUCCGCAAAAUAAUUACACAAAACCUGUCAGAGCAUGGCCUUCUCUCUUUUUCUCUUUUUGAACGGUGACGCAUCAAGCGGACAUCAUCUACUCUGCAAAUCACACUUGCUCAAACUUUACCUCGUACAAAAACACAUAUACGCUCUACAGUCAAUACCUCAUGCCUGGUCAAUCCUAAAAUGGAGUAGAUGAUGGAUUGCAAUUGGUGACAGUCAUCUGUGACAAAGAGAAAAUGAAGAGAGACGUGCUCUUUACCUCUCCUCUUCUGUCUGGGCACCAUUGGACAGGAGAUCAAUAGAAAGUUUGUGGCACUAAAUGGCUCAUAAGUGCAGAAGCACUUCUGUCUCUGAGUGAAUGGGUACCAUAAGGAAAACUGUAAUACAAAUGCUAGCUGUUUACAGGCUAAAAGUAGUGUGCCUGCUUACCAGGACAAAACCAGUUGAAUAUGACCAUUCAUGAAACGGUUAAAAAUUGCCUGUUUAUUUUUCCUUUUUUUUUCUUUUACAUCAUAAAGUAUUGUAAAUUCAUGUUCCUGAUUUCAUGUAAUAUUGGUCAAAUGUUUUACAAAUCAAUAAAAGAAUAUAAUAAUAAACAAUA
Carassius gibelio (silver crucian carp) is the source of this 6166-nucleotide messenger RNA. RefSeq names its product vitamin D receptor b (gene vdrb). The record is from RefSeq and is a predicted model, not a curated record. Gene Ontology annotation, cellular component: nucleus. Gene Ontology annotation, biological process: negative regulation of transcription by RNA polymerase II; positive regulation of transcription by RNA polymerase II; cell differentiation. Lineage: Eukaryota; Metazoa; Chordata; Actinopteri; Cypriniformes; Cyprinidae. The transcript has 9 exons. Gene Ontology annotation, molecular function: zinc ion binding; vitamin D response element binding; nuclear receptor activity. Bases 866 to 2179 code for a protein of 437 amino acids.